GUCCUAGGCUAUCCACCGUCCAAUCCACUUCUAUAUGUUGCGACAGACCUUAGCCAUCAGCAGCCGAGUGAUUCGUGUGAAAACAAACAGUGGCUUUUAUCUUUUGACCGUUGACCUCUCUUCUUGCGGUGGGGAGAUAUCAACAAUUCCAUUUGUGGAUCGAAAUGGCUAUUAUUAUUCAUUAUGCAACGGCUUAUUCGUUUCUCCUCUUGGUGAUGACCUGUUUAUUUUUUAUUCAAUCGGUGAGUGCCUACAACAUUCUCAUUGUAUCGCCAAUCACGACGCCGAGCCACACCAACAUCUUGAAACCGUUGGUGAUGGCUCUAGCCGAUGAACGCGGUCACUCCGUCACCUAUUGGAAUGGAUUGAAACCUCCGUCGACGUUCAACUCGACCACAAACAAUUUGCGCGUUCUACACUCGCCGAAUCUGGCCGAAAUCAACAGCGAUCACCAAAUCGGAUUCAACGAUCGCAACAGCGCGUUCCGCCUCUUUUUCGACAUUCCUAAAAGGAUGAAAAUGUAUUGCACGGCCGUUUAUCAAGAUCCUGUUUUCCAUCAGCUGAUGAACAACACGAUGAGAGAGCGAUACGAUCUGAUCGUCAUCGAAGGAGUUUUCAAUGAAUGUUCUUUGUUACUCGCUCAAGCUCUAGACUUGCCAUUUAUUUACUUCAACUGUUUUUUACCUCCGCCUUGGCUGUUGGACGCCAUUGGCUCGCCGUUGGCCUCAGACUAUUUCCCUCAUCCCGGGUUGAGUUACACAGACGAAAUGAACAUCUGGCAGAGAACAUUCAACUUGUUAACCGGCGUUUUUGUUGUCUACUUUCAUCGGUGGUAUGUCAUGUCGACGGUCGAUCGAGUCGCUGCCAAUGUCCUCGGAAUGGAAAACCUCACAUCAGUCCUGGAAAUUGAAAAUCGCUAUUUGAGUAUGUUGAUGACCAACACGCAUUUCAGCAUCAAUUAUGAAUAUCCAACACCUCCAGCUGUCGUCCAAGUUGGUGGAUUGCAUUGCGUUCCUUCUAAACCUUUGCCGGAAGAAUUGCAAUCGUUUGUUAAUGGGUCCGGUGACGAUGGAUUUAUCAUCGUCAGUUUCGGUUCCAUUUUGAAAAAUGCCGACGUUCCUGACGGCAUCCGACGUCUAUUUCUCUCAACGUUCGCUCGAUUGACUCAAAGAGUCAUUUUCAAAUGGGAAGAUGACAGUAAAAUGAAAGAUGAUGAUUACAUUCCUCCCAAUGUCAAACUCAUGUCUUGGAUGCCGCAACAAGAUUUACUGGGUCAUCCGAAAAUUCGUUUGUUCAUCACCCAUUGCGGAUUAAAUAGUAAACAAGAGGCCGUCUAUAAUGGCGUUCCGUUUAUCGCACUGCCAGUUUUUGCAGACCAGCCGAUCAAUGCCCAAAAAGCUCACGACGAUGGGUACGCCAUUCGACUCGACUGGGAUAAUUUAACGGAAGAAAUUCUCUACGAUGCCAUUCAGCGAAUUCUUUUCGAUCCGAGAUAUGCCCGGAGGAUGAAACAGGUUUCGGCUUUGAUGCGUGACCAGAUAGAGAGUCCAAUGGACAGGGCCAUCUAUUGGAUAGAAUACGUCAUCCGGCAUGAAGGAGCUCCUCAUUUGCGUAGCGCGUCUCGAAAACUUUCUCUACACCAACGCGGAUUCAUGGACGUGAUACUCGUCGUUUUAUUCACGAGUUUAAUCGUGGCCUACGUGACUAUUCAAUUCGGCUAUCGCUCUUUGUCCUUUCUCGGCAGAAAUCGUCGUGGAAUAAUGCAGACGAAGACAGCCGUUUCUAAUACCAAAAAAGAUGAUUGAUUAUGAAAUUCAAAAAUGGUUGAACCUCAUAUAAAAAUUGUACCUUAAUCACGUUAAAGUCGUCUAUUAUUAUACGAAUAUUCUUCUAUGUUAACUAUGUUUAGAAUAAUAAUACGUGGGAUGUCAUGCUCGAAUGCAAAUUCUUUCAGCCGCUCUAACAUAACGCUACGCCAGCAAAGGCAAUAUUAUCACAGGUAUUUAUCGAAUAAGGAAUAUAAAUAUUAAUGUACUUUAUAAACUUUUUAGCUACUAUUAAAUAAUUCACUCGUAAAUUGUGUUCACGAAGUUUUAAAUAAGACUCAAUAAAAAAACCUAAUGGACGUAUA
Molecule: messenger RNA, 2131 nt
Organism: Daphnia pulex (common water flea)
Lineage: Eukaryota; Metazoa; Arthropoda; Branchiopoda; Diplostraca; Daphniidae
Product: UDP-glycosyltransferase UGT5-like
Exons: 2
Coding region: 165-1805 (546 amino acids)
Molecular function (GO): UDP-glycosyltransferase activity
Source: RefSeq, a predicted model, not a curated record